AGCCAAUCAGAGCGUUACUUUUAAUUCGAUAGCAGUUUUUAAAUAUUCAAUUUGCAAUUGCGAGCUGGAAUUUUGUUAAAUUCUCUCAUUUUGGGCAUCAAAAAUUAAAUUUUAUCGUAUCAUAAUCACCUACAAAGUUGUCUUUUUCAAUUUUUUAAUUUUAUUAAAAAAUUUUCACCUUAUUUACCGUUCCGAACGCAUGAUAAUUGCUAAUCAAGUCUUCUUCUAGUCUUGAAGUUGGCUCAAUUUGCCUGGUUAGCAAAACGUUUAUUAGCCUAAUCCUAAUUAGUGUAAAAGUUAGAAAGUUAGCGGGAGAAAGGGGUCCACGAUAAUGGAGAUGGCUAAUAAGAAGAAGAGGCUCGCAUUAGAAGACGUCUCUAAUGAAUAUGACACCCAGAAAAACAUUGGAGGAAAUAAAAGGGCAAAAUGUCCUUCAAUUGUUCAACCCUCCCUAAAACUCCCAAAUAAAUUAGUGAAACCCAUCAAGACCACCACCACAACGACAACAGUAGCAGUGAGGCCCAAAAAGCGAGAAGCAGUUAUUUUGGGGACCAAAAAGCCUGCUGUCGAAAAACAACAAUCAGCUACAAAGAGAAGAAAGAGUUGCAAUGUAGACAAUUUAGUGAAUCCUAUCGAAAGAUUAACUGUCAACCUAGGCUACAAGGUGGACGAGAGCAAUGUAGCAGCUGGGGUAGCUGUAGCAACUGCAGCAGCUGGGGUAGCUGUAGCAACUGCAGCGACAAGAAGAAAGGCAACUGCAGCUCGUAAAACAUCAACAACAUCAACAGCGGCAACAAAAACAGCUGCCAGCAACCAACAACAACAGCAACAACAACAUCCAUCUACUAAACCAUUCAACGAGCCAAUCCAUGCUGAGAUUGACAGUUUGAUAUCGUCAUCUUCCCCCCUGGCAGAUCAUAAUAACGAUGAAGGUGAUGUUGAAAUAGUUUGUGUACAAUCAAGUGCACAAUUGCAAGACAUACAAGAACAACAACAACAUCAGCAACAACAACAUCAGCAACAACAACAACAGCAACAAGCAUGGGUUGAUGUUGACGUAGGAACCAGCAUAUACUACCUACCUAACUAUGUUAAUGACAUUUUUGAUUACUACAGAGAUAGAGAGGUGAAGUUCCGAAUCCCUGACUACAUGUUCCAGCAGACGGAUUUGACGCCAAGCAUGAGAGCGAUCCUGGUCGACUGGUUGGUGGAGGUGCAGCAAAGUUUCGAACUGAAUCACGAAACCUUGUAUAUGGCGGUCAAAUUGAUUGACAUCUUCUCUUCAAAGGUCACCAUCAAGAGGAAUAAACUGCAACUAAUUGGAGCUGUGGCUCUCAAUUUGGCCUGCAAGUUUGAGGAACGUUGUCCUCCGAUGCUGGAUGACUUUGUGUACGUCUGCGACGAUGCCUACCCCCGACAGGAGUUUCUAAAAAUGGAGGAACUCGUUUUUCAGGCCGUCGGUUUUGACAUCGGUCUACCACUGUCUUACACGUUCCUGAGGAGAUUUGCCACUUGUGGUCGAGCUAAUCUAAAGACACUGACGCUAUCUCGUUUCCUGUUGGAAAGUUCACUGAUGGAUUAUCAAUUUGUCGUCUGCCUAGAUUCCAUUCUGGCCUGCGCCUGUCUAUUUAUAGCCAUGUGCAUGAACCAGGAUGGCAGCUGGGACGAUACGAUAUACCACUAUACACAAUACCGGCCCGUCGACUUUGAGGAGGUCGUGUACAAGUUAAACGACAUGAUUUGUAAUCCACCGGAACCCUCGCUGACCACCAUACUGUCCAAGUAUUCUCACCCAGUUUUUCUUGAAGUUGCCAAAAUUGACAAGUUAACCAACGAACAGUUGAGGGCUGUUGUUCAUUCACUUUGAGUGAGUGAGAGAAUGAGUGAGUGAUUGAUACGUUGGUUGAUUGAUUGAUUGAAUAAUUGAAUGACUGGUUAUUUUGUUGGUUGAUUGACUGAUUAAUUGAGUUUUUCAAAACUUUGUCUACUGGAUAAACUGUUGGAUAGCCAUUAAUGUUUAGUUUUUCCGCCAGUCUAGAUUUCUUUACCGUUACUUUUAAACAAUUGAUCGAUUGAUUGAUUGAUUAAUUAAUUGAUUGAUAGAUUCUAGAUCAACUAUUCAAUUGUAUGAUUGAUUCAGUUAACUCUCUGACUGAUUGAAAGCUAAUAUAGUUGGUUUCUCGACUUUGAAAGAGAAAAUUAUUAUUUGCUAAAAUGUUCUGUGAUACAUAUAUAUACAUAUAUAUGUAUAUAUAGACUCAGGUUCAUUUAAUGUAUAUAUUAAGACACAUAUUAAUAAUGACUUCAUUAAUAUUAAUGACGAAUGAAUAAUAAAUUAAUAAAAAA
Molecule: messenger RNA, 2346 nt
Organism: Helobdella robusta
Lineage: Eukaryota; Metazoa; Annelida; Clitellata; Rhynchobdellida; Glossiphoniidae
Exons: 10
Coding region: 332-1867 (511 amino acids)
Biological process (GO): regulation of cyclin-dependent protein serine/threonine kinase activity; mitotic cell cycle phase transition
Cellular component (GO): cytoplasm; nucleus; cyclin-dependent protein kinase holoenzyme complex
Molecular function (GO): cyclin-dependent protein serine/threonine kinase regulator activity
Source: RefSeq, a predicted model, not a curated record